AUGGCUACCUCGCAGCGCGUGGUCAUUAUUGGCGCCGGAAUUGUGGGCACCAAUAUCGCCGACGAGCUGGUCUCGAGAGGAUGGAAUAAUGUCACCGUUGUUGAACAGGGCCCCCUCCGCAUGCCCGGCGGUUCGACCUCCCAUGCUCCAGGCCUGGUCUUCCAGACUACACCAUCCAAGACCAUGACCAAUCUAGCACGCUAUACUGUUCAAAAGUUAUUGUCGAUUGAGAAGGAUGGACAGAGUUGUUUCAAUCAGGUUGGUGGCCUGGAAGUCGCUACAACACCGGCUCGACUGGAGGAUCUCAAGCGCAAGCAUGGUUAUGCCUCUUCAUGGGGCAUUGAGGCUCGCCUCAUAGAUGCCGAGGAGUGUUUCCAAUUGUAUCCUCACCUCGAUCGAGACGUCGUCCUAGGUGGCCUCCACAUUCCCAGUGACGGUCUUGCCCUUGCCGCCCGCGCAACGCAGCUGCUCAUCGAACGCACUAGGAACGCUGGUGUCCGCUACCUUGGUGAAACUCCUGUCAUUGGUAUCGAGCGAUCAGGUCGUCGUGUGACGGGUGUGACAACCCCUAAAGGUUCAAUUUCUGCCGAUAUAAUCAUCUCAUGCGCUGGAUUCUGGGGUGUGGAGAUUGGUGCGAUGGUUGGUGUGUCCAUUCCUUUACUGCCAUUGGCCCACCAGUAUGCGAAGACCACUGCAGUACCGGCACUGGCUGGCCGUGAUGUCAACACGCGGAUGAACGGAAUGAAUGCAACACUGCCCAUCUUGCGGCACCAGGAUCAAGAUCUAUAUUACAGAGAGCAUGGUGAGCAGUAUGGAAUUGGAUACUACGGCCAUCGUCCGAUGCCUGUUGUUGCAGGAUCAUUAGGCUUGACGCCUAAGCAUGUCGACGAAAAGAACAUGCCAUCUCGUCUCGACUUUACGAAGGAGGACUUCGACCCCGCUUGGAAGGAGUCACAGAAGCUUCUUCCUGCUCUCCGAGGCACUCAGAUUGAAGAUGGUUUUAACGGUGUCUUUUCCUUUACCCCCGACGGCGGGCCUGUCAUUGGACAGGCACCAAACCUGGAUGGCUUCUGGGUUGCCGAAGCUGUGUGGGUCACUCACUCAGCUGGUGUUGCACGGGCUGUCGCUGAGGUUCUCACGACGGGCCAGUCUCAAAUCGACCUCACUGACUGCGAGCUAUCCCGGUUUGAGGAAGUACAGCUCAGUCGCGCCUAUAUCAAUGAAACCUCUGCACAAAACUUUGUCGAAAUUUACGACAUCCUCCACCCAUCACAACCCAAAGAGUCACCCCGAAACCUUCGCGUCAGUCCUUUCUACUCUCGGCAGAGGGACUUAUCCGCCUUCUUCCUUGAGCUCGGAGGCUGGGAACGUCCAUUCUGGUACGAAUCGAAUGCUUACUUGCUCAAAUGUCUUCCAGCAGAGUGGCAGCCCGUGGAGAGAGACGCCUGGUCAUCGCAAUUUUACUCCCCAAUCAUUGCAGCAGAAGCUUGGAAGACCCGCAAUGCAGUUGCUAUGUACGACAUGACUUCCUUUCACCGAUUUGAAGUGUCAGGCCCAGGCGCAGUACAUCUGCUCCAGCGCCUGACCACCGCCGACGUGGCCACCAAGACAGGUGCCAUUAGCCAUGCUCUUCUUCUCAAUGACCAUGGCGGCAUUCUCAGUGAUAUCUUUGUUGCAAGACUGGACGAAGACCUGUUUCAGGUAGGCGCCAACACUGCCACAGAUCUCGCCUACCUCUCACGCGAAGCUCGCCGGCAAGGACAGUGGGUCCAGGUGCGCGACAUCACCGGCAGCACCUGUUGCAUCGGUCUUUGGGGUCCUCGAUCCCGGGAUGUGAUCAGCACUAUAAGCACGAACGACUUCUCCAACAAGUCUUUCCCUUAUUUCACCGUGCAGAACGCCACUAUCAACGGUAUCCCGGUCACGGCACUACGCAAGUCCUACGUCGGCGAGUUGGGUUGGGAAAUUCAAACUAGCGCUGAGUAUGGCCAACGGCUCUGGGAUACUAUUUGGAAUGCGGGCAAGACACACGGUCUCAUUGCCGCCGGUCGGGGUGCCUUCAACGCACUACGCCUGGAGAAGGGUUACCGUACCUACGGCGUAGAUAUGAACUCUGAGCAUAAUCCUUAUGAAGCAGGUGUUGCCAGCGCUAUUCGAGCAAGCAAAUGGGAAGACUACGUUGGUAAGGCUGCCCUUGAGCGCCUUGUCAAGGAGAAACCUACUCGCCGGUUGCGUUGUCUCACUGUCGAUGAUGGACGCUCGAUGGUCCUGGGCAAGGAGCCUGUAUUCCUUGAUGGCAAGGCCGUUGGAUAUGUCACAACGGCCGCCUUUGGGUAUACGGUUCGGAAACCCAUUGCUUAUGCUUGGUUACCAAGCAAUGUGUCUGAAGGACAAGUUGUUGAGAUCGAGUACUUUGGUCGUCGGAUUCAAGCCACGGUCGCAUCCGAUCCAUUGUAUGAUCCGGAUUCGAGACGUCUGCUUGAUGACAAGCCAACCAUUGACUCGGCUCUACAGAAGCCGCUGAGACACCGGCUAUAG
Messenger RNA from Penicillium verhagenii, 2538 nucleotides. Its product is annotated as GcvT family protein. NCBI's taxonomy places the organism in Eukaryota, Fungi, Ascomycota, Eurotiomycetes, Eurotiales, Aspergillaceae. Gene Ontology annotation, cellular component: mitochondrion. The transcript has a single exon. Gene Ontology annotation, molecular function: protein binding; oxidoreductase activity. Bases 1 to 2538 code for a protein of 845 amino acids. The record is from RefSeq and is a predicted model, not a curated record.